AUGGAUCGUCUCAAAUCCACAUCGAAAAUUGCACAGAACCAUGGGAGCACCCUCGCGUCCCCCAUCGAGGUUUGCGAGAUCCCCGGCCGGGGCAUGGGCGUGGUUGCCGUCGCCGGAAUUCGAAAAGGCGUAAGGAUCAUCUGCGAGGAGCCCCUCCUCGUUUCCGACUGCCACCCCGACCCAGCCGCGCUGAACGACCUGAUCGCCGUCAAGCUGAGGCAGAUGUCGUCCCGCCGCCAGCGCGAGUUCCUCUCCCUCCACAACAAAAAUCUCGGCGGCCCGUACCCGCUCGCUGGGACCUUUGAUACCAACUCGAUCCCGCACGGCGACGGGGGCGCCGUUUUCCCCACCGUGUGCCGCCUCAACCACAGCUGCCUGCCCAACUGCUUCACCGCCUGGAACGAUACGCUACGCCGGCAGACCGUUCACGUCGUCCGCAACGUCAGGCGCGGCGAGGAGCUCACGCUGCAGUACCACAGCGCGGCGCACAAGAGCCGGCGCGCCUACCUGCACGCGCACUUUGGCUUCUGGUGCGACUGCCCGACCUGCAUGCAGCCGCCCGCCGAGAUAUCACUGUCGGACGCCCGACGCCUCUGCAUCGACCGGCUGAUGGGGGACAUCUCGGACGCCGGCCGCGUCGCGUUGGACCCCAACGCCGUGCUGCUCGACUGCCGGGCGCUGUGGAGCCUGGUCCACGUCGAGUACCGCGGCGCCGUCAUGGGGCUCGAGGCGCACGCCUGCUACGUGGCCGCGCAGGUGUGCCAGGCGCACGGCGACUGCGCGCGUGCGUCAAAGUUUGCGGGCCUGGCAGCCCUGGCGCGCGCCGAGUCCGAGGGGGCCGACUCGCCCGCCGCGGCCAGGAUGGCGGCCAUCGGCGUCGACCCCAGCGCCGUGCUCGGCGUGCCCGACGGCGGCCCCGCGGUCGCCGCCUGGACGAACCCGCUCUCACUGGUUCCGCCCCGCAAGUACCCGCGCGCGCUGGGCGAGAUCUGGCUAUGGCGCCAGGGCACUGAGGAUGAGGGCUUUGACGAGGGCCGAUACCUGCGAGGCCGCGUGUGA
Molecule: messenger RNA, 1059 nt
Organism: Gaeumannomyces tritici R3-111a-1
Lineage: Eukaryota; Fungi; Ascomycota; Sordariomycetes; Magnaporthales; Magnaporthaceae
Exons: 1
Coding region: 1-1059 (352 amino acids)
Molecular function (GO): protein binding
Source: RefSeq, a predicted model, not a curated record